Molecule: messenger RNA, 4218 nt
Organism: Saprolegnia parasitica CBS 223.65
Lineage: Eukaryota; Oomycota; Saprolegniomycetes; Saprolegniales; Saprolegniaceae
Exons: 7
Coding region: 1-4218 (1405 amino acids)
Source: RefSeq, a predicted model, not a curated record
AUGUGGCUCGUCGCCGUGCUUUUCGGUCUUCUGAAUCUGGUUCAUUUUGGCGCACUGCUUCGCUACAACUACAAGUGCCAACCCUGCCUCGGCGUUGGGCUCGUUCCCAACAACUUGCGUGCGCUGUCGUUUGCUACGUCUUGCUACACGACGCUAGUGUCGCUCGUGAUUUCAAUGCUGCAAAUCUCUCGGCAUCCCGCAGAGGCGGGCACCGCCGAGUGGACAGUGUUCUUCGUCGCCAUUGGACUCUACCCCGCAGUUGCAGUCACCGUGUGGCGCUGGAACCGCCGCCGCGCAGUCCUCUUUCAAGUGCCCAAUCUCAGCCUCCUUGACGCGCUACAGCACGAGAGCGACCGCGUCCGAGCCAUCGCGGCCGUGACCGUCACGCUCGAGACCGCCGAGCGCGACGCCGACAUGCUUCGGGCGAUUUUGCUGGCGCUUGACGAUACUUUAUGGCGGCCCGAGGCGGUGUUUGCGCCGGCGUAUGCUUGCCAAGCCAUGUGGUUCCUCUGGUACACCAACUUUGAUCUGGUCGACCACGUCUCGGAAACUGGUGCAAGCGCAUUUGUACCCUUUGGGUGCUGGGUGCGCUUGUCGCCAGCGCGAACUUGCGCUGGGGGGACAAUCAGUAGCGCCUUCCGCAUCAGUCUCUCGCAAGUGCUUGCAGGGCGGUCUGCAUCGGGCCGGCUCAGCGUCUCGAAUUCAUCUCUUGUCGCCCCCGCGGACUUAAGCCGACGGUCUCGGAAUCGGCCGUCGCCGGUCGACAGUUCUUCGCUUGUUCAGCUCGUCGAGAAGGCGACGGACCUCGAGCAUACCGUGUGCAUGACGAAUCGGAUUGCUGACGACCCUGCAAUUCGGUCUUGCUUUGAGCACGCGGUCAAGAAACUCGCCGAGCUCUGCAAGUGCCACUGCCGACGCAACCGACUCCUCGCGAGCAAGGUGCUUCAGGAAAUGUACCAAGCGAGCGUCGUCCGGGUGAGUGCGACCACCUUUCUGCACAUGGCAGCGAAUCUCACCAUCGCCCCGUCACACGCCAAAGCCAUGUCGGCGCUUCGAACCCUGGUGCGGUUUGUCAACGACCGCGAUGAGAUUUGGGCGGCCCGCCAAGUCGCCAACGCCGUGACGCUGCGGCUUCUCAGUGACGCUCUUCUGGUGCACGUUGGCGAUAUCGACUUUGUGACUACGCUGCUAACGUUCCUGAUUGAUCGUCUCGAGACGCUUCUGAGCCUCAGCACCAACACUCCAAGUGGCGAGGCGUACUUGGAUCGGUCCAUGGUCUCGACUCUGCUCGAGAUUUUCGUGGACGUGCCGUCGGGCGCGACGCAGGCGCUCAUCGAUGACCUCUUGUCGACGAUGCAAGAUGUGUGGGACACCCGCCCGUCCAGACCUCCGCGCGUCAUGCGCCAGCUCUCCAAGACACGCAUCAUACGCCAGCUCUCCAAGACACACGUUUUGCCGACGGCCAUGACGCGGCUAUCGGAAUCGUCACAUGCGCUCUUGAGCUUUUCGCAGCUCAAGGUGAUUAAAGACCGCCAGCGCGUGCGCAUGGAUGCGUGGGCCGCUGUCAACGCAGUGCUCGCCGACGGGUUUUCGAUGCAGCUGCCACUUGCAGCGCUGGCGCCACCGACGCAAUUGAUUGUGGCGUCGCUUCUCGAGCUCUUGAGCACGCGCAGUGACUUGCUCUCGUACUUGGAGAGCCGCAUGACGAUGCCUGAGUACUGUGCGUACCACCACGUGUCGCCCAGUGUGCUCUGGUUUCUCUUUCUCGCGCUCACGAUCGUUGCGCAUCGCCGGCACAGCCUUUUUACCGAUUUUUGCCGCUCGGCGAACGAGCUCCACGAUAUUCAGACCCAAGCGCUCGGCGUCGUCGUUGCCCGUCGCAAGCACAUCAUCUUUGGAAAGCUCCGGAGCGACCCCAAGCGGCUCCUCAUGCUUGGGGCCAUGUGGGCAGAGCUCGGCGGCUUUAGCUACAGCGCCAUCCAGCUCCUGCUGUACCAGCUCCACGACAACUCGUUCUACGGUCAGGCAAAUGGCAAGUGGCGGCUCGCGACAUUUGUGGUGCUCUCGCUCGUGCUCGGUUUCGUCGAAGGACUUCCCGCCGGACGCUACACCCGUCGCUUCCGCCCUUGGCGGGACAAGAUCGGCUCGCCAUUUCUGUACGACACGGUCUUUAUGACCUUCAUGUACGCCAUCAUUGACGUCACCGGCUGCAGCAACAACCUCGACGAGGUGUCGUUUGGCGGGCAGUCGUGCGCCGACCCAGCGCUCUACUGGAUCUUCUUUGGCCUCGGGAUUACGGUCUUUAGCGUGUUUUUCUGGGGAACGCUUUUGUACAAGAAGCGACUGGCGGACGACGUGUACGCCGUGCGCUUUCGGUUCCAAACAGCGUUUAACGCACUCAUGACGUCGUGCGCACUGGGCUUUUACACGAUCGAGAAGGCGCUCUUGGUGUUCGAUGCGUGGAUGGUCAUUUUCGGCUUUAGCGCAAUCAACUUGAUCCUCUUUGGCUCGCUUCUGUACUACAAUUACCGAUGCCAGCCCUGUCUUGGCGUCGGGUACUUCCCCAACAACCUCCGCGCGCUCUCGUUCGGCACGUCGUGCUAUACGACACUCGUGCUCUGUCUCGUGACGCUGGUCGGACACUGGACGACCAACCAAACGCUCGCACUCGUCGUCGUCCAAAUCUCGGCGGGGCUGUACCCGCUUCUCGCGGUCGGCCUCUGGCGUUGGAACAGUCGGCGCGCCAAGGACUACGAAGUGCCCAACCUCGAUCUUCUGGCGUCGCUUGCCCACGACUGCGUCCGCGUCCGGGCCAUCGCUGCUGUGAGCGUCACCCUUGAGAACGAUGCGCGCUGCGACACCGAGAUCCAAGCGGUUGUCGUGGGGCUCAGCGCCAUACUCACCUAUCCCAUGCACCGCGAGACGGCGUAUGCCAUCGCGUACGCGUGCCAAGCUCUGUGGUUUCUCUGGUACCGCAACUUCGACUUACGGGAUCAGAUUCUCGAAGCGACUUCGGACCCGCUGUGGCCCCCCGGGCGUUGGGCUCCCGAGCCGCGCGACUGCUCGUCCCACGCGGCAAAGGCCAGCCUGACACAGCCAGCAACGUUGGUUCCGAAAAAGUACUGGCAGCGCCGCCACGUACCGUCGCUGGCAACGAUGGACUCGGCGCUCGUCCGCUUAGUCGAGAAAGCGACCGACUUGGACCACACAGUGUGCGCCACGAACCGCAUUGCAGACGCCCCCGCCGUGCACAAGUGCUUUGAGGACGCCGUCAAGAAGCUUAUCGAGUUGCUGUAUGCACCGUGUUUCCACGCGCGGCGCAUUGCGGCCAAGACGCUUCAAGAGAUGUACGACGCGGGCGCGAUUCAAGUCAAGAAAGCAACGUUCUUCCAAAUGGCCGCCACGCUCGUGGCCGUGCCCGUGCACAGCCGCGCAGUCGCCGCCGCGCGAACCCUCGUCUCGUUUGUAUCGACGCAAGAAGCGACGUGGGUGGCGACGGCGAUGGCCGACAAGAUGACGCUCGUUCUGGUCGCGGAAGCGCUCGUGCAGCGCGCUUUCGAUAUCGAGUUUCUAAGCUCCGUGACCCAAGUGCUCGCCUCCGCCAUGUCGACGCUGGCCACGAUGCCAACGCCACCUCCGGCGACGUAUCUCUCUCCGCCGAUGGUCUCGGCCUUGCUUUCGCUUCAAGACAUGUCAGUGCCUCCUAAAGUCGCGGCCCAAGUCGAUUCCAUUCUCGCCACAAUACACUUAUGCUGCCAUGGGGCGACCGUGACGCGCCGUGGGUCCAACGCCUGGCGCGUCACACCUGCCGAUAAGGACGUGGUGGCGUCGACCGAAACGGUACUUUUGACACCAGGGCAAGUAGCGGCCGUGCUCGAGCGGCAGCGGCUGCGGCACAAACUCCUCGCAGUUGCGACGGCUCUUAUUGACGAGGGAUUCGCACAGCAACGGACGAUACUGGAGCUCACGCCGUUAACGCGCGCGACAGUGGAGGCGGCGUUUCCGCAAGGCCGCCCACCGCCAAAGAUGCUUGGAUACCUUGAGAGCCAAGUGCCUCCAGCUGCCUUCGCGUACGUCUGUCGCAUUGCGCAGCUGGAGCCGCCAGGUCCUCGCUCCGCGUCGCUGACGCAUCCCGAGUCGCUGGCCCGUAUCCGGCCCAUGGUCAUCAAUGCCUACGUCGAUGAGAAGGGCAUUGUACAGUGCUCUGGCUGUAGCUAA